This is a messenger RNA of Chenopodium quinoa (quinoa), 1530 nucleotides long. RefSeq names its product zinc finger BED domain-containing protein RICESLEEPER 2-like. Bases 1 to 1530 code for a protein of 509 amino acids. The transcript is spliced from 6 exons. NCBI's taxonomy places the organism in Eukaryota, Viridiplantae, Streptophyta, Magnoliopsida, Caryophyllales, Amaranthaceae. The record is from RefSeq and is a predicted model, not a curated record.
AUGGGGUUGUCGGGAGUGGAGAUGGGGUUUUCGUGGUGGCUGGUAGGGUCACCGAGAGUGGAGAUGGGUUUUCGGGGUGGCUGGGUGGUGUUUUGGAUUGGAGGGGGUUUUGGAGUGGUUGAAGAAUUAAUCAGGACUUGCAGAGUUGCAGGCUGGUGUAUCCAAGAAAAUGAGGAAGAUAGGCUGUCCAUGGUAAAUGUCGUACAAAUUUUGGAAGGAGUCACACAAGUGGCUAAUCCUCCAAUUCCAAGAUAUCUGCAACAUGUUACAGAAAUCCCGGAGUCGUUGAAAUUUGCAAAGACUGAAAUAGAGAUUGGCUUGAGAAUAAAAGCAAAGAAGCUACAAGGGAGUGAAGGAAGUCAAGGAACCACGGAUUCUUAUUCUUGCAAUAUGGAGAGCUCUCAAUCCAAACGGUCUGCUUCUUUUUCUGAACAAACGUCACAACCACUUUCUGAAAAGGAUAUGGAAGAAUUGCAAUCUACUUUGCCUCCUGAUAAGAAGCUAAAAGCGGGGCGGGAAUAUAUAUGGAACAGAAAAAGUAAGAGGAAAGCUGAGUAUUGGAAAUAUUACUUAGAGUACGUCGAGAAUGGAAAACUACGAGCUGAAUGUAAGUUCUGUCCUAAAACUUUUGCUGCUGAUGAACAUGAGAGUAGUGAAUUAAAGUGUGGGAGUAGGAUUAUUAACUUGAAUGAUGUUAGAGAGGCAUUGAUUCACAUGAUUAUUGUUGAUGAGUUACCAUUUAAGCAUGUGGAAAAACCCGGUUUUAGGCACUUUGUGCAAGUUGCAUGUCCACAAUUUCACAUUCCAUCUCGCGUUACCAUUGCUCGUGAUUGUUUAAAGUUGUAUUAUAGUGAAAAAGAGAAAUUGAGAGAAAUGUUUAAGACAUGUCAAAGAAUUUCUGUGACCACUGAUACUUGGACUUCAAUACAAAGAAUUAAUUAUAUGUGUCUUACAGCUCAUUUCAUUGAUAAUGACUGGAAAUUGAAUAAAAAGAUCAUAAAUUUUUGUCCAAUUUCUAGUCAUAAAGGAGAGGCUAUUGGAAAAGCAGUUGAGGCAUGUUUAGAGUAUUGGGGUAUUGAUGAUAAACUUUUUACUGUCACUGUUGAUAAUUCUUCUUCAAAUGAUGUUGCUUGUGCACACUUGAGUAGAAUGGUUAGAAGAACAGGAUGUAUAAAUGAUGGAAAAAAUCUUCAUGUUAGAUGCAUUGCUCAUAUCAUUAAUUUAAUUGUGUGGGAUGGUAUUAGAGAACAUGGUGUGUGCAUUGAUAGAGUUAGAAAUGCUGUGAAAUAUGUUAAGAAUUCCCCUGCAAGAAUACUUAGAUUCAAAGAUCUUGUGCAAAAAGCAAACAUAGAUUCAAAAUCUUCUUUAUCCUUUGAUGUCCCCACUCGUUGGAACUCCACAUACAUAAUGUUGGAAACGGCUUUGAAGUUUCGACGUGUUUUUAGUGGGUUAUCUCUUCCUGAUGGAGAGGAUUUGAAUGACAAUGAAAGGCCUCCCGAACCCGAAGAUUGGGAAAAAGUGGAGAGCUAA